AAACAGAGAACCAGCUGAAUGCUCUUGUUCUGCGCGUUGUUUUUGUAUACAUAUUGCUAACUGUAUUCCUAAGUUUCAUAAAACACCUAUCUAAAUGAAAACUAGAGAACCGUUGGCCACGAUCAGUGUGGACCAAUUAUCACUUGCCUUCACCUGUCGGACAUGUCUGAAUACCGAUUCUCGGCAGUUGUUGAUUCCCAUUUUCGAGGACCACAAAGCCAGUGGCAAGUCACCGUAUGAUCUGUUCGAUCAACUUGUUUUCCUAAAGCUGAAGAUAUCGGAGAAUGAUGGCUUUCCAGCUAACAUUUGUAGCAGUUGCAUGGAACGCCUUUCCGCCGUAAAUGCUUUUAGAACACAAUGUGAGAAAGCUCAAGAAAUUUUGGAUCGUUACUUUGCGGAGCUUUCUGAGCAGCAUUUCUACAACGACAAGAUAGACCCCGAAGAAGAAUGCACAGAGUUUGAAUAUUUGGUUGAACCAGAACAUGAGGAUGUAUCUGUAAAGGUAGAGUCAGCAAACAGUGACAAUUUAUUACGUUGUCCUACGUGCAGGAAGGUUUAUAAACGGAAGGUACACUUGGAGCGCCAUAUACAUAGCCACAGCCCGAAUCAAUCAAAAAGCAUUUGUUUGCCAGUUACAUCUACUACUAAUAGCAUCGACGAGAAUGAAACGGAUCCUAACGUGGAAUCUGUUGCAUUCACGAAAAAGAUACAGUGUCGAUACUGUAAUGAUAUGUUUGCAUCCGAUGAGCUUUUAGCAGACCAUAUCGACGUAUCGCAUCUGAAAGAUCGACCGUAUUCAUGUCCACUGUGUAGAAAAUCCUUUCAAAGUGCGUCAAACAGGAACACUCAUAUGUAUUUACAUAAUCGAGGUAAUCCUUAUAAAUGUGACCAAUGUGCACAAUCAUUCAAGAGCAAGGUUUAUUUGAACCGGCACAGGAAAGCCAUUCACACGAUAGGUAGUCACAGGUGUGAUCAAUGUGGUGCUAGUUUUACCAAUACCACUAAAUAUGAGUACCAUUUGAAAUCACAUGAUCCUAAUAAAAAGUACAAGUGUUCAUAUUGUACCAAAUCUUUCCUUCAGCAACAUCAUUUGUUAAAUCACGAGAGAACUCACACCGGCAAACGUCCCUUUCUGUGCAACAUUUGCGGGAAAGGAUUUAAGCACGAGUCGAGUUUUAAAGUACACCUCAAGAUACAUGAAGGCAUUCGAACGCAUGUUUGUUCCGUUUGUUCAAAAACGUUUGUCCAGCGUAGCAGCUACCUUCAACACAUGGCGAAACAUAAAAAUGUCCGCCGAUUUCAAUGUGAACAAUGUGGCAAAAGUUUUAUCCAGCGUACCUCGUUGCUGACUCAUCUGAAAAAACAUUCGGAAGACCGGAUUCGGCAAUGUCAACCAUCGUUCACGACAACUUUUAGUUCUUUGCAACCACUGAUGGAUCACAAUUCAGAAUCAUUAUCCGCUCAGCAGACGUGCCUGGGUGAUGUUGCGAAAAUGAAGUCAAAAGAACCGAUCAACGCCAACAGUGCGAAGGAAAAGAAACCAUCACCUAUGUACAAACUUAUGCCGUACGCAUGCCAGCUAUGUAAUAAAUCAUUCCGACUUCCGUCUACGUUGACGACACAUCUGAAAAUUCACAACGAAGAGCGGAAAUACGUUUGCGAGGAGUGUGGCAGUACAUUCAAAAGAGCCGAACAUCUGCGAGUCCACGUUAACGGGGUACACUUGAAACGAAAACCGUACAGCUGUGAGGUUUGCCAUAAAUCGUUUGCCCAGUCGGGCGAUCGGAAUGUGCAUAUGCGACGGCACAUGAACGAGAAACCCCAUCAGUGCACCUAUUGCGGCAAAGGUUUUCGGUUGGCCAAAGCUCUCAGAGCUCAUGUUCGAUUGCACACAGGAGAAAAACCGUUCGUAUGCAUUAUUUGUAACAUGAGUUUCAUUUCUUAUACGGCACUUGCCUGUCACACUCAAAAACACCAGGAAGAAACACUAGAAAGCUGUCGUCCGAUAGAGACUGAUUUCACUGUGUCGCAACUGGAAACGUCGACAAAUGCUUGAACUCAGAAAGUAUUCUAAAACUUACAGUCUCUUAUUCGUUGGUAGAUGGCAUCGUUUCCAUAGUAUUUCAGUUUGCUUCCGUGUUUGAAAAAAAAAAUCUAGUCAUAAAGUUAUUAGUAGGAGCAAACAUGUAAUCGUCCUACACACUUGCGAAUCGUCUGUCGAAACAGGUCAAGUUCCGUCUUGGAAUGUUGAACGAGUUGGAGUUGGUUUUGAAAUUAUAGUGUAAUAUACGAAUAAACUAGGGU
Messenger RNA from Malaya genurostris, 2304 nucleotides. RefSeq names its product zinc finger protein 883-like. The record is from RefSeq and is a predicted model, not a curated record. Bases 95 to 2056 code for a protein of 653 amino acids. Gene Ontology annotation, cellular component: nucleus. Lineage: Eukaryota; Metazoa; Arthropoda; Insecta; Diptera; Culicidae. Gene Ontology annotation, molecular function: zinc ion binding. The transcript has 4 exons.